AUGGAUUCCUCCGCUGGCUCCUCAGCUCUCCCCGCAGGUUCCACAGCCUGUGCUGGGGGCAAUUCCACUGCAGCGCCGUCAGCGGCAGCAGCAGCAACGACAGCAGCAGCAGCAGCGACAGCGGCAUCAGCAGGAGUUGAUGUGGCAGCAGUGAUCUCACCGUCGGCAGAAACUGCAGCCUCAGCAGGAACAGCAGCAGCAUCAGCAGCAGGAGUUGCAGCAGGACCUGCAGCAGGAGCUGCAGCAGGACCUGCAGCAGCAGCUGCAGCUCCUGCUGCAGCAGCAGCAGCGACAUUCCCCCUCUCUGGCCUGCUGCUGUUCAACUGGCUCACAGCUCACUUCCCCUGCAGGCUCUUUGCUGACAGCAGCCGCGCCAUUCGCCUUUUGCCGCAGCAGCUCUUCAGAGUGCAUCCCUCGCCUCUUGUGGCGCGGCUCAUGCAGCAGCAGCAGCAGCAGAGGCAGCAGCAGCAGCAGCACAAGUGCCUUUUUUUGCAGCAAGCGUGGCUGCAGCAGCAGGCGCCCACAGACGUGGAGGGGGCAGGCCUCUCUAGCCACGGGGAAAAGGGCCAUCAGGAUCAAUGCGACGCACUGCCCUCUAGCAGCAGCAGCAGCAGCAACAGCAGCAGCAGCAGCAACAGCAGCAGCAGCAGCAGCAAGUCUUGCGUUUGCGAGCAUUUAAGGGGCUUCAGAGGGACUGCUUGGAGCUGCGGCCUCGGGGACUCCCCAGAAUACUCCGGGGGCCCCGGGGGCCCCCGCUGCUCCCUGGACAGCUUUUGCUGCUCUUAUGCAUUUGCUGUCUCCCAGGAGGGUACUUGCGAUAUAUUCCCUUCGAGGCAGCAGCAGAACGAUGGCAAGCAGCAGCAGCAGCAGCAAGGGCAGCAGCAGCAGCAAGGGCAGCAGCAGCAGGAGCCGCAUGCUGCAGCAGGUGGCCUUCUUCCUCCACCUGCAGGGAACGUGAGACUUUCAGUAGACAGCGGCUGUGAAGGGGCUCUUUUGUCGCUGCAGCAGCAGUUGCUUGCUGCUCAGCAACUGCUUGCGGCUGCAGCAGAGAAGCAGCAGCAGCAGCAGCAGCCGCACGGGAUGUGCACUGAAGACGGCGCUGCUCUUCCUUUUGAGCUUCAGGAAAGGCCCCUGGCCACUGUCAGGGAGCUCUUUUAUUUUUUAUGGGGCCCCGCAGACAGCUGCCUGGCUGUGGACGCAGCAGCCUGCGACUUUGCGCACUGGCGGCUUUCGCUGAGCUUCUGCAGCAGAUGUUCCAGGGCGAAGCCGCUGGUGCUUGAAGAGGCAAUAAGCCUCACCCCCAGCAGCAGCAGCAACAGCAGCAGCAGCAGCAGCAGCAGGGAUUCAGGGCAGAGGAACCACGGAGAGGCGGAAGCAGCAGACAGGAGCCUUGCUGCUGUUGCUGCAACUUGCAGGUGCUGCUGCUUGCGCUGCUGCUGCAUCCGAGUGCCUCCGGCGGCUCUGGUGGCUGUGGCUCGCGACGACUUCCGCCUCCCCCCAGAGUGCAGCAGCAGCAGCAGCAGCAGCAGCAGCAAGCGGGCUUCGUCUAACCGGCUGCUGCGCUGCACAGAGGAUUGGAGGUCUCCCGAGCCUUCUAGCGAUGAUGGCUCAUGGCUUUCAGAGCUGCCUUCUUCUCCCAGCACCCCCCCGCUCUCCCCGCCUGGCGCAGCAGCAGCAGACUCCCCCGAAGCAGCAGCAGCAGACUCCCCCGAAGCAGCAGCAGCAGACUCCCCCGAAGUAGCAGCAGCCGCAGCCCUGCCCCCUCUGCCAGCAGCAGCAGCUGUUGCUGCUGCUGCUCAUGCUGCAGAGCAGCCAGCAGCCUCCUGCGUAGCUGCAGGAGCCCCAGAAGAAAGCAAGGGAAGGGGCAGCGGCAACAGCAGCAGCAGCAGCAGCAGCAGCGCAAGUGCUGCUGCUGCAGAUGCUGCUGUGGCCUCACUGCUGCGCUGCUUAGCUGCAUGCAUUCCCCGCGCAGGGGGCCGGGUGACCCCGCUGCUGAACAACAGCAGCUUAGAAGACGCAGGGUGGAUUGUGGUUGGGGCCCGCAACAACAGCAGCUUUGAGUUUGCUUCGCAGUCUGCUUCGGCCCGCAGCUUCCUGGCCUUUGCAUGCACAGAGCCCUGGGAGGUGCUGCUGCUGCUGCACGCGGCAGCAGCCACAGCAGCAGCCAUUGCCCAGCCGAUGCAGGGGUGCGCGGACUUCUGUUGUCCUGCUGCACCUGCUGCUGCUGCUUCUGCUGCUGCCUUUCCGCCUGUGUCCUGUGCCGCUGCGGCUGCUACAAAGAGCACAGUGGUGCGGCGGCUGGAGUCGCGGCGCGGGGUGUAUGAGUUGGUGCUGGGCGGGCGAUUUGAACAGCUGCAGCAGCAGCAGCAGCAGGAGCAGCAGCUGCAGCAGCAGCAGCUGCAGCAGCAGCAGCAGCAGCAGCAGCAGCAGCAGCAGCAGGAUAGCUCAGGCCACGCAGCCAGCGCAGACGCGGGGGUGGUUUGCUUACCGCUGCCCCUGUGCCUCACUUUGGUGGAAACCGAGCAGCUGCAGAAGGGCAAGGAGUUUCGUGUCUUCGUAGCUGCGGGACUUCCUGUUGGCGUCAGCCAGUUGUGGCUUGCUGAGUGCCUUCCCGAGCUGUGCAGCAGGCCCUCAGUAAGGCGGCGAAUGCGGCAGGCCGUGUGGCGUUUCGUGGUGAAGUGCUUUGGCCGCCGCCUGCAGCAGCAGCAGCAACAGCAGCAGCUGCUGCCUCCGCUCUUUGCAGCUGAUGUGUACAUACACCCCAACACGGACGGCACUGACACGUGCAGGCUGCUGCGCCUGAGCCCGUGGGGCUUCCUGACGGACCCGCUUUUGUUUACUUACGAGGAGCUCCGCACUGCCGUGCUGAAGCGCUGCUGCUCAGCCUCAAGAUUCUGUGAGGCUUGCCGCGGGGCCCCUCCCCAAUACCCCACAGGGUCUAGCCUCCCCCAGGGGCCCGAGGGGCCCCGGGGGCCCCCAGAGGGGGCCCCCGGGGUCCCCGCAGGCGGAGGCCCCGAGAGGGACUGCGAGUGCUGGAAAGCCUGCACACUUCGAUAUGUCCAAGGGACCGACGAAGAGGUUCAUGACACUCAGCGCGUCCUGGCGAUGCCGCAGGACCUGCUGGAGAUUGCGAGGGGCGGGAGUAGCUGUGAAGUGGAGCAGAUGUUGCUGGACUUGAAGUCAGCGCAUGCAGACACAAUUAAGCAGCAGAGAAAAAGAGAUGAGCAGCGCAAAAAGAGGAAAUAA
Messenger RNA from Eimeria tenella, 3246 nucleotides. RefSeq lists its product as uncharacterized. NCBI's taxonomy places the organism in Eukaryota, Apicomplexa, Conoidasida, Eucoccidiorida, Eimeriidae. Gene Ontology annotation, molecular function: transcription coregulator activity. The record is from RefSeq and is a predicted model, not a curated record. The coding region runs from base 1 to 3246 and encodes 1081 amino acids. The transcript is spliced from 7 exons. Gene Ontology annotation, cellular component: SWI/SNF complex; nucleus. Gene Ontology annotation, biological process: regulation of transcription by RNA polymerase II.